UUCAAGCGUGCAUACCCUGAAUUGGGACACAGCCGUUGAUUGGUUUACAGGCGGGUGUAAGUAUGCGGAACUUGUGAGGAUCCAGUUUUCACCGGUUUUCAGUGGACCCAUCGACGUUAAGGACGACGCACGGAGGAUAGGCUCAGGGAAGUUUUUUUCACGUUUUAGUAAUAAUAAUUUUUUUUAAACUCAUUUAUCGCGGGGAAUCUAUCACAUAUAAAAUAUAAAACGUUUUAUUGUCGAAGAAGAAAGACUCACAACAACGCCAUGAGUGCUGGGACAUAUUUGGGUCUCUGCUUGAGUUUACUGGCCGUCUGCGUCUCGUUGGGCUCUGCAGCUUCAGACCAGCAGAUCUUCAGACAAGCUGGGAUGAGUGUCAAUCUGACAUUUCCGGUUCCCACUGGCACCAAAUCUGUAUGGCUAAAAAGACUUCCCAAUGAGAAAUAUAUCUCCUACUGCCAAGACUUAACACCAACACGUCCCAGUGACCAGGAGGAGUCAUUUAAGGGUCGGGUGGAGGGGAUGGACUGUAGCAAUAUCAGUGGCACCGUCUCAGUAACUUUGAAGAACCUGACCAGAAACGACAGUGGGACAUACGAGCUUCAAGUGGUGGACCAUGGUAGACAGCUCUUUAAUAAAACUGUCUUCCUGAAUGUUACUGACCCAGGUCAGACAGGAGGACACACAGAGGAUGGAGGGAAGGAGGAUGGAGCCAGUAGAGAACAUACUUGGCUGGCAGUCAGUCUGUUAUGUUUUUGUGUGGGUGUGUGUGGUUGUGUACGUGCGCCAGCUGCUAUAAAGUGGCUUACAAAUUGCUGUAAAAAGAAUUCACGCUUUUCUCCUCCUUCUAAUAAUGAAUCUGACAGAGAAACAAAGCAAAUAACAUUAAUAAUCUGCAAAUAAUUCAGUGGUCUAAAAAUUCUAAGUGAGACCACAAACACAUUCUUGUCCAAAGCUCAAAUUCUACAAAAACCUUUCCACUGCAGUAAAGUGGAUGGGAUUUUGAGUUUACCGCAUUUAAAAACUGCAUCCUCACAGCAUAAAGGUCCCUGACAGAUGGGUACUACAGCUUCUUCCCAGUCUGAUGACUGGUGACCCGUCUAGAGUCACCAGUCAUCUUUUACCUUAUGUCAUAAGCUGACAUAGGCCAAUAAGUCCCCCCACCCAUCACCCCCAACCCAAAUUUAGUCUUGAUGCAAUUUGAAAGAACUCAGUGCAUCUGAAUGAAGGGAAACAAUCCUAGCGAAGACAAGUCUCUAGCAGACUGGUGACCACUACAUCUGAACCCACCAAUGUUCUGGGACAUUGGCAGAUGAGGAAGGCAAGCCGAACCCCGCCUGGGAGGUCAGUGAAUGGGGAAGUACAAGCACGUGUCGCCAUCUAGGAGGUCGUCCGUUGGAGAAGACAAGCACGUGUCGCCAUCUAGGAGGUCGUCCGUUGGAGAAGACAAGCAUGUGUCGCCAUCUAGGAGGUCGUCCGUUGGAGAAGACAAGCACGUCCGUUGGAGAAGACAAGCACGUGUCGCCAUCUAGGAGGUCGUCCGUUGGAGAAGACAAGCACGUGUCGCCAUCUAGGAGGGAAGACAAGCACGUGUCGCCAUCUAGGAGGUCGUCCGUUGGAGAAGACAAGCACGUGUCGCCAUCUAAGAGGUCGUCCGUUGGAGAAGACAAGCACGUGUCGCCAUCUAGGAGGUCGUCCGUUGGAGAAGACAAGCACGUGUCGCCAUCUAGGAGGUCGUCCGUUGGAGAAGACAAGCACGUGUCGCCAUCUAGGAGGUCGUCCGUUGGAGAAGACAAGCACGUGUCGCCAUCUAGGAGGUCGUCCGUUGGAGAAGACAAGCACGUGUCGCCAUCUAGGAGGUCGUCCGUUGGAGAAGACAAGCACGUGUCGCCAUCUAGGAGGUCGUCCGUUGGAGAAGACAAGCACGUGUCGCCAUCUAGGAGGUCGGCCGUUGGGAAAUGCAACACGCCACCGUCUGAGAAAUCUAUGCCACACGACAA
Messenger RNA from Oreochromis niloticus (Nile tilapia), 2000 nucleotides. RefSeq lists its product as uncharacterized. The transcript has 3 exons. NCBI's taxonomy places the organism in Eukaryota, Metazoa, Chordata, Actinopteri, Cichliformes, Cichlidae. Bases 268 to 903 code for a protein of 211 amino acids. The record is from RefSeq and is a predicted model, not a curated record.